CGGCAUUCGAGCACUUGACUACUCUGCAACUCUCCCUCUCAAAUUACAAUCCCAACAAGAUUCCACAGCUCAAUUCAAUUUCUGUUCUGAAGCGGAAUCAAUCAACCCUCCACCCAGCUUGUUAUUAAAACAAUUUGCUAAUUCAUGUUUUUCCUCAAACCCUUCUGAGUAGGCUACUUUUAAACAGGUGUUUUGGGCAGAGUGCCCGGAAGAAAAAAAUGUCCAAUGGGAAAGAUGCACCUGCCGCGGCGAAGUAAGUUUCAACAUCGAGACAGCUUGGCCUACUGCACUGAACAAUUUUCUCUUGGUUGUUCGGUUUAUAUAGUUAUUCAACAUCAAUUUAAUUAAUGUAAAUACGCCGAUAUAAAAAAAAUCAAGACAAGUACUUACUGAUCAAGUACUUAGUUGCAUUACUUUAUUUGGAAGUUAUUUAGGAUAUUUGUUAUUUUACUCUACAUUCGUUUUGUGUUGACAUUAAGAUGGACAGAAUCAGGAUGGUAGUUUAAUAAUAAUACUUUGUGAGAGGGUUUAUUUGAGAAUUUUCUUUUGAAGAGAGUACAUCUGAUUCAUGACUAAUCAAAUAAUUCAACAAAAUACCAGCCAAUGCAUGAAUAGCUGAAGAUAAAAAAUUUAUUUUAGCAUGACUCACUCUCACCCUCCUUUCUUCCUUAUUCCUGUCAAAUGAAGUGUCGUUUCAGUUUAGUGCUUUCUUUAGACACACAUAUUACUUCUCACAAAGCAUGUUUUAUGUUGAACAUAUGUUGUAUGUUGACGAGCUCUUUGUGGAGGGGGAAACCCACUGUUAUUGUUAUCUUGAAGUCAUACAAGAAUGCUAGUUUUCUUAGAUCAUCUUGCAGCUGAUUUCUAAGAGUUCUGACUCUAAAUAAAUGCAUACAUUAGAGAAUUUUGACAGGACUAGCUUGGCCAAAAGGAUAUUCUUAAUUUUUCUUCAUUUUACUGUGCACCAGAAAGCUUUGGAUCUACCCGUGCCAGGUUUUAAUGUUAUGUGCACAAGUAAAAUGAAACGCCUUUCUUGCAAGCUCUAAACCUAACAAUGCAGUAAUCAAGGUAAGACACUGAGCGGUGUGUGCAGACUGCUGUGAACAGGGGGGUGCUCGUGCAUGUGUGUAUUGACACUGUUGCAGGCAACUUACCUUACCUAUGGGCUUUAGAGCCCUUCCAUUACACAUUUUCUUUCUCUGGAAGAGAGACAAUAAUAAAGCUGAUACUUACUGUCCAUGUAACCAUUGUAGUGUGUGUGUGUGCAGCUCCUCACAGAUGACCCUGCAGGCGUGCCUUGAGGAGUGUAUGGAGGCCCUGGACCUCUUCCUCAACAACCACUUCAGUGAGAGCCUGGACAAACUGCGGCCACGGUAACAGUGCAACUCUAUCUGGACUAAAGUGUGCUUCAAACUCUCCAUUGGCCAAUUAGUGUGUACAGGGUGUCUUGAGGCAUAUUUGUGCAGCCUUUAGCCUUUUGUCAUUGAGUGGUGUGUAACUUAGUGCAACAUCAGCACUGUUGAGGUGUGACGUGGUGUGGUGUAGUGCAGUGAACAGUGAAGUGUUGCACUUCCUGCUACCCAAGGCAUCAGGCCCUGUCACUUCUCCAGGAUAUGGAGUGUUUACUGAAGCUGACGCCCAGGGCUCAACGGGCAGAACAGAGGCCCUGGAAAAUGAACACCAUACACACACAAGCUGGAGUGAAAUGGAAGAGAUAGAGGAAGAUAGAAAAAUAAAUAGAGGUGUUUACUGUUGGCUACUGUAUAUACAGUGGGGGAAAAAAGUAUUUAGUCAGCCACCAAUUGUGCAAGUUCUCCCACUUAAAAAGAUGAGAGGCCUGUAAUUUUCAUCAUAGGUACACGUCAACUAUGACAGACAAAAUGAGGAAAGAAAAUCCAGAAAAUCACAUUGUAGGAUUUUUAAUGAAUUUAUUUGCAAAUUAUGGUGGAAAAUAAGUAUUUGGUCACCUACAAACAAGCAAGAUUUCUGGCUCUCACAGACCUGUAACUUCUUCUUUAAGAGGCUCCUCUGUCCUCCACUUGUUACCUGUAUUAAUGGGACCUGUUUGAACUUGUUAUCAGUAUAAAAGACACCUGUCCACAACCUCAAACAGUCACACUCCAAACUCCACUAUGGCCAAGACCAAAGAGCUGUCAAAGGACACCAGAAACAAAAUUGUAGACCUGCACCAGGCUGGGAAGACUGAAUCUGCAAUAGGUAAGCAGCUUGGUUUGAAGAAAUCAACUGUGGGAGCAAUUAUUAGGAAAUGGAAGACAUACAAGACCACUGAUAAUCUCCCUUGAUCUGGGGCUCCACGCAAGAUCUCACCCCGUGGGGUCAAAAGGAUCACAAGAACGGUGAGCAAAAAUCCCAGAACCACACGGGGGGACCUAGUGAAUGACCUGCAGAGAGCUGGGACCAAAGUAACAAAGCCUACCAUCAGUAACACACUACGCCGCCAGGGACUCAAAUCCUGCAGUGCCAGACGUGUCCCCCUGCUUAAGCCAGUACAUGUCCAGGCCCGUCUGAAGUUUGCUAGAGUGCAUUUGGAUGAUCCAGAAGAGGAUUGGGAGAAUGUCAUAUGGUCAGAUGAAACCAAAUUAGAACUUUUUGGUAAAAACUCAACUCGUCGUGUUUGGAGGACAAAGAAUGCUGAGUUGCAUCCAAAGAACACCAUACCUACUGUGAAGCAUGGGGGUGGAAACAUCAUGCUUUGGGGCUGUUUUUCUGCAAAGGGACCAGGACGACUGAUCCGUGUAAAGGAAAGAAUGAAUGGGGCCAUGUAUCGUGAGAUUUUGAGUGAAAACCUCCUUCCAUCAGCAAGGGCAUUGAAGAUGAAACGUGGCUGGGUCUUUCAGCAUGACAAUGAUCCCAAACACACCGCCAGGGCAACGAAGGAGUGGCUUCGUAAAAAGCAUUUCAAUGUCCUGGAGUAGCCUAGCCAGUCUCCAGAUCUCAACCCCAUAGAAAAUCUUUGGAGGGAGUUGAAAGUCCGUGUUGCCCAGCGACAGCCCCAAAACAUCACUGCUCUAGAGGAGAUCUGCAUGGAGGAAUGGGCCAAAAUACCAGCAACAGUGUGUGAAAACCUUGUGAAGACUUACAGAAAACGUUUGACCUGUGUCAUUGCCAACAAAGGGUAUAUAACAAAGUAUUGAGAAACUUUUGUUAUUGACCAAAUACUUAUUUUCCACCAUAAUUUGCAAAUAAAUUCAUAAAAAAUCCUACAAUGUGAUUUUCUGGAUUUUUUUCCCUCAUUUUGUCUGUCAUAGUUGACGUGUACCUAUGAUGAAAAUUACAGGCCUCUCUCAUCUUUUUAAGUGGGAGAACUUGCACAAUUGGUGGCUGACUAAAUACUUUUUUCCCCCACUGUAUUUCCUCAUUACCAAUGGGUGAAGCCAGUCCCUAUAUUGGAAGCAAGACACAUUUUUUUCUAAAGGAAAUUAAAAAGUUCGCUGGACGAUAAAUACUUGCUGUUUUCUGAUUGUUGUCAGUGGAUGUGUAUGAUGAUGAUGUUGUGUGUAUUGCGUUGAAGGGUAAAGGAGAGUAUGUACCAUGCUCUGAUCUACGCCACUGUGCUGGAGAUGCAGGCUAUGAUGACCUUCCAGCAGGAUGACAUCGUCAAUGCAGGCAACACCAUGAAGAGUGCCCAGGAGGUCUGCCAGAGGUGAGGAUGCUACUGUACAUGGACACUGUCAUCUGUUUCAUGUCCUCUUUAACACAUUAGUUCAUAUUAUAGGCACAAGCAACAUCCACAAAAGGUAAAUAGAGGGACAUCCUGGAAUAUUCAGACAGUUGGUCUGGUCUGGCCUCUAACAGUUAGGCCUAAUAUGCCACUAAGGCUAUUAUUCCCCUGUCCAUCAGCCUGCAGGCAAAUGAGAGCAUUUACAUGGCAACCAGGUCUCUUUGCGCCUGUGCUGGAAUUUGCCUGUGUUUGCAUGGCCAGAGCGGCUCUUGAUGGUCUAGGGGUACUCAGCUCUUACCCUAUGAGGUCCGGAGCCUGUUCGUUUUCACCCCUGGCCUACAGCAAGCAAGGACACUUGAGAUUGCUGGAGGUGGUUGAAAGGCUGUCGUGUUGUAAUGUUGUUCCACAUGAAUGCCCAUGUGAUUAACAUGAGAAACAUGCAUUGUUCAAUGAGAUUUUUUGUGUUAGGCUCAUAAUUGGUCUCAUUUCUUCUUAGGUUUCGCCGAAAGUCCCCUAGUAAUAUCAGUAAAUCACCUGGUGAGCGUCUAACUGAAGGUAAGAGCGCUUUUCUAAUUGGGCCUCAUCCUAUUAUUAUGGCAGAUUUCAAAUAGCCACUGACCGUUUGUGUGCGGGUUUGCAGAACAGCUCCAAGCUCUCCAUGCUGAAGCGUGUUAUGCUGAAUGCUUGCUCCAAAGGGCAGCUCUCACCUUCCUACAGGUAAGACAGGUCCUCCUGUCCUCAAUUCUAAAUCUUACUGAUCCUGGUUAAUGACACAAUGCUGAUGUUUCGUUUAGCAUUGAUGCACAGGUAACUGCCAAAAUAAGGAAACACUUGAGUAAAUGAGGGAUACUAAGUAUAUUGAAAGCAGGUGCUUCCACACAGGUAUGGUUUUCUGAGUCAAUUAAGCAAUUAACAUCCCAUCAUGCUUAGGAUAAUGUAUAAAAAUGCCUAGUUGCCCAUUAUUUUAGAUACCAUGGCUAGAAGAAGAGAUCAGUUACUUUGAAAGAGGGGUCUUAAAGGAGCAUAGGGGGUUUAAAGGGUGUGUGUGUCUCAGUCACCAGAUCUCAACCCAAUUGAACACUUCUGGGAGAUUCUGGAGCGGUGCUUGAGACAGCAUUUUCCACCACCAUCAACAAAACACCAAAUUACGUAAUUUCUAGUGGAAGAAUGUCGCAUCCCUCCAUAGAGUUCCAGACACUUGUAGAAUCUAUGCCAAGGUGCAUUGAAGCUGUUCUGGUGGCUCGUGGUGGCCCAACGCCCUAUUAAGACGCUUUAUGCUGGUGUUUCCUUUAUUUUGGUCGUUACCUGUAUGUAUGAUAACUGUAUCCAACUGAUUUAGAUAUCAGUCGAUGAAACACAUUGUAGUUUGCCCCUUCCGCUUCAUGGUGUUUUGAGUCUGUGUGCAUAGUUUAAAGCGUGAUCCAACAGGUUUCCCCUGUCCUCCCAUUCAUUUGUGGAUACAGUACAUUACUGUCUCACCAGUUGACACCUUAUGUUAAAAUAUGUUUUAUUUUCCCUCUUCCUCAAGGAUGAGAACAUGGUGAGUUUUAUCAAAGGAGGAAUCAAAGUACGCAACAGUUACCUGAUUUACAAGUAAGUUUGCAGGAGGAAGGGGAAAAUGGUUCUAACAUUAUACAGUGUGAUUGUGAAUCAACAGAGGGAAUCAAUAAUUAUAUUUACCAAAUUAUGCACUGCUAUUACAAUAACAGACUGUUCAGUUGUUAAAACAAUAAUGGCCAUUUUCUCUGGUAAGUGUCUGUAGUUAUCAGUCAGUUAGAUGUGUUUUUAUUGUGUAAUAAUCCCGCAUUAUUACGGCCUAUUAUAUCAUUAUGUAUAAUCAUGUUAGACUAUGAAUGACAUAAUUGCCUUUUAUGACACAGGGAGCUGCACACCUUCAUACAGUCUAACAGCUCUCUCCAAGGACCCAACCACAUUCACUUAGAGGGAGGGGUGUCUUUUGGGAUCGGAGCAUUCAACUUGGUAUGUCCCACAAGCAUCCCCAUAUUCCAUUAAUGGCCCAUUUGUUACAUCAUUACGUGUUUUACCACAUGUCAGUCAGUCCUUAUGCUGUAUCACAGGGUUCUGUACUGUCUUCCACAGACUCUCUCCAUGUUCCCACCUCGGUUACUCAAAGUUUUAGAGUUUGCUGGCUUCUCUGGAGACAAGGUAUAGUUGCUCAUUCUAACUUGUAUAUAGAAAGUGAUUGGUUUACAGCAGGGCUGCCCAACCCUGUUCCUGGAGAGCUAGCCUGCUGUAGUUUUUUACCCUAGUUGUAAUUCCCAAUAUUCACCUUAUCAAGCAGGUCAUUAUUAGAAUCAGGUCUGCUAGAUAACCUACAGGUCGGUAGCUCAACAGGAACAGCGUUGGGCAGCCCUGCUUUACAGGUUGUCUCUGUUUCUCUCUCCCUCAGCAUAUACUGUAUGUUCUUGUGUGCAGGAGUAUGGUCUGUCCCAGCUGAAUGAUGGUGCCACUACACACAACCUGCGCUCCAUGCUGUGUGCUCUGCUGUUGCUCUGUUACUACACCUUCCUCACCUUCAUACUCGGUACUCUACUCCUCACAACCAGGAAGUGAAUGGAGAUCACAACUGACUUGGCUGUCCGGACAUGACAGAAAUACAUUACAACAUAAUUUAUGUAUAACAUACACGUGUGUGUGUGUGAGAGAGCUGAAGAGAGAGAGGGUAGACUGUGUUUGUGGGUUUCUGUGUUUUCAUUUCUUUAUCACUCUACAGGGACGGGUGAGGGGGACGUGGCUGAUGCUGAGAAGCUGCUGAAGCCUUUCCGGCUGCGCUACCCACAGGUGAGUGACACUCCUCCUCCCCAGGCUCUCACCCAGCCCAAAGCAAACUCAACUCUGUAUGGAACACAAUGUGUACCGAUACCAACAGAUGUCUUGGCAAACACAAUCUAAAAUAAUAGGUUUACAAUGUGGGCGUAAUGUGGGUAAGUAAUGCACUGACCAUGUAAUAGGUCAUUUAGUCAGAGGAGGUGCUUAUGCUUGAGCUACCAUUGUGUAAGUUUGUCAUUUUACAAGUGCUAGCCACUGCCAAAGUAUUAUAUAUAUGGUGUUGUCAGGUUAUCAGAGAAUGUUUACGUUUCUUUCCACUUCCCUUCAGGGGGCCAUAUUUCUCUUCUUCGCAGGCAGGGCUGAGGCGAUCAAGGGGAACAUUGAUGAGGUGAGCCUCAAAUUAAAUGUCUUUGUGAUGCUAUUUGUGUUAUCUGUCCCUUUUUUCAGUCAUAUUUAGCAGUGGUGUUUUUAUUGAUAGGCCUAGAAUGAGUCAGUGUGUGCCUGUUUUCCUGGUGGGGUGUACUGUAAUGGCGAUGUGUUACCAGGCGGUGGUGCUGUUUGAGGAUGGCUGCAAAGCUCAGCAGCAGUGGAAGCAGUUCCACCACAUGUGCUACUGGGAGCUGAUGUGGUGCUUCACAUACAAGUGCGUGUGGAGGAUGGCCUACUUCUACGCAGACCUACUGAGCAAUGAGAGCCACUGGUCCAAGGCAAGAGAGUGUGCUGUAGUGUUGAGUAUAGCCUAGGACCCAAUUGGGAAGACGCAAUUCCCACGCCCAUAUGUUCAUCGAAAACACAAAACCACUUGAGCAGACACUCUUAAUUUAAUUCAGUCAACGGUUUUGACCUGCCCACUAAGUGUAUGGCUUUUAAAGCCAAUGCAGUAUUUUCUCCCCACCACAGACUGUUGACAUUAUUAAACUCUACUUACUGUAUGGCUGGGUCCUGACGGAAAUAAGGCUUGUCUUUCCUUCAGGCCAUGUAUGUGUACAUGAAGGCUGCUUACCUGAGCAUGCUGGCUCCAGGGGAGGCUAGGCCCUUUGGGGAAGAUGAGGUUGAGCUCUUCAGGUAAACAAACUCUCAUCACAACAAAAAACGUAACUUGAAAUUCCCCAGUCCCUUCUUUUAAUUGUGACCACCCCUCUCUUUCCUGGCCCCUUCUCUUUUUCUGUCUUUGCCCACUCUCUUAGACAGGUGUCCACCUUCAAGCAAAAGAUAGCAGGGAAGUCUCCCCCCACAGAGAAGUUUGCCAUUCGCAAGGCUAGACGUUACAAAGCUAGCUGCCCAGUGAGGCUCCCAGUGCCUGUGCUGGUAAGACCCCACCCCACAAACGCAAAACUGCAUAAAGACAUACACAAAUCUGUAGCUAAAAUGCUAACGGUCAGUUGUAUUUGUGUGAUUCUGACAGUAUUCUCUCUUUCUGCACUGCGGUAGGAGAUUAUGUACAUGUGGAACGGCUUCUCCAUGAUCAGCAAGCGGCCAGAGCUGACCGAGGGCAUGCUGCAGACACUGGUGGAGGCAGAGCGCACCCUGCUGGAAUCUCCCGGUAAUGCAACCUGUCUGGGGCUAACCAGUUUCAGGCAGUCAGACUGACUGGGCCAAACCAGCCUACUUCUCUCAGCUGUCCAUGAAGCAAUAACUACUCUUAGAAUAUCACCAAAAGAGAAUGGAUAAAGACUCAUUCUACACACAUUCUGCUUGAGCCUGUGUUGAGUAAUUUUUAAUGCAUGGUUUUAUAAUCUGUGUUCUUUUUUGUUUUGGCAGCAAAUGAGUAUUCAGUGGAUGACCGCUGUGUGAUCCACCUACUGAAGGGGCUGUGUCUGAAGAACCAGGGACACAUUCAGGCUGCAGAGGAAUGCUUCAACAAGGUGUACAACAGGUGAGAUGGGUAAUCUUUUAGUCUGGGUAUCUUUCAUUUAUACACACCUGGAUCUGUGUGUUGUAUAACAAGAUGGUAAAUACAUGCAGACGCAUAUGUAUCAUGUUUGCUGAGAGGUUAUAAAAACGAGUUUAUUGGUUUAUUUGGACCCCCAUUAGCCUUUGCCAAAACAGCAGCUAUUCUUCCUGAGAUCGAGAGUGUCAAUGUUUUUUUAACAAACUCAUACAUGCCAAAAGGAAAUAAUUUCAUGGUAUUUAAUCAAACAAUGUGUUCUCUGUUUGAUUAAACCACACCAGUGUGUUAUCACAGCAAAUUGAGCAAUGCAGUGUUAUGUAGGACCUCAUAGCAGUGAAAUGCAUUCUGAAUAAUGUCUAGAGACAGUCAGUGAUAGAUGAACAUGCUCAGUGUAAAUGACUAAGAGGUUAAUGAUAUGGCCGUCUGUUCUCUAACCUCCAGUGAGAAGAAGAUCAAGUUUGACCAUUACCUGGUGCCCAACGCUCUGCUGGAGCUCAGUGUGGUCUACAUGGACACGGGCCGCAAGGAGGAGGCCAUCAAAUUACUGGUGAAGGCCAAGUGAGUCACCUCUUACUGGUUGUUCCGAUACAGCCUGCAAGCUGUAGUAGGAUGUAGCAGGCUUGCAUUCCAGCUCGGCAUGAAAACAGCGAUUACUCACCUCGAACUGGAUGAAGAUGUUUUCUUUAACGAGUCGGGCGCAAAGGAUUUAUUCCAGAUACUCGACCAGGCCCAAAUCCCCGUCAUUCGCGUGAAGAGAAUACUCAAAUACAGGGGACGCAGGUCUGGGUGCCUUGUGAGAAUUCGUCGGCGAGUGGGUAACCCGCCUCUACCAUCCGUCCUAUUGGCCAACGUGCAAUUAUUGGAGAAUAAACUGGAUGAGCUCCGUUCAAGACUAUCCUACCAACGGGACAUUAAAAAACUGUAAUAUCUUAUGUUUCACCGAGUCAUGGCUGAACUACGACAUGGAUAAUAUACAGUUGGCUGGUUUUUCCGUUCAUCGGCAAGACAGAACAGCUGCUUCCGGUAAGAAAAGGGGUGGCGGUCUGUGUCUAUUUGUCAAUAACAGCUGGUGCGCCAAAUCAAAUAUUAAGGAAGUCUCUACGUUUUGCUCGAGUAUCUCAUGAUAAGCUGUACACCACACUAUUUACCAAGAUAGUUUUCAUCUAAACUCAGCAAAAAAAGAAACGUCUUCUCACUGUCAACUGCGUUUAUUUUCAGCAAACUUAACAUGUGUAAAUAUUUGUAUGAACAAAACAAGAUUCAACAACUGAGACAUAAAGUGAACAAGUUACACAGACGUGACUAACAGAAAUUGAAUAAUGUGUCCCUAAACAAAGGGGGGGUCAAAAUCAAAAGUAACAGUCAGUAUCUGGUGUAGCCACCAGCUGCGUUAAGUACUGCAGUGCAUCUCCUCCUCAAGGACUGCACCAGAUUUGCCAGUUCUUGCUAUGAGAUGUUACCCCACCAAGGCACCUGCAAGUUCCCGGACAUUUCUGGGGGGAAUGGCCCUAGCCCUCACCCUCCGAUCCAACAGGUCCCAGACGUGCUCAAUGGGAUUGAGAUCCGGGCUCUUCGCUGGCCAUGGCAGAACACUGACAUUCCUGUCUUGCAGGAAAUCACGCACAGAACGAGCAGUAUGGUUGGUGGCAUUGUCAUGCUGGAGGGUCAUGUCAGGAUGAGCCUGCAGGAAGGGUACCACAUGAGGGAGGAGGAUGUCUUCCCUGUAACGCACAGCUUUGAGAUUGCCUGCAAUGACAACAAGCUCAGUCCGAUGAUGCUGUGACACACUGCCCCAGACCAUGACGGACCCUCCACCUCCAAAUCGAUCCCGCUCCAGAGUACAGGCCUCGGUGUAACGCUCAUUCCUUCGACCAUAAAGGCGAAUCCGACCAUCACCCCAGACCUGUCUGGUCCAGCGACGGUGGGUUUGUGCCCAUAGGCGACGUUGUUGCCGGUGAUGUCUGGUGAGGACCUGCCUUACAACAGGCCUAUGGGCACAAACCCAACAACAAAAAAUUUCACUGUCCCAAUACCUUUGGAGCUCACUGUAUAUAGUACACACACACACAACGUUACCCCGUUACUAUGUCUUACUCAUGAUUCCUAUCCACUUUGUUCUGUUCCCUCAGAAAUAACUACAAGGAGUACUCCAUGGAGUCACGCACCCAGUUCAGAAUCCAUGCUGCCCUCUCCAAACUCAAGGCUGACACUAGUGACCAAGAUGAAAUCACAGCACUGUAGUAUAACAGGUGUCAUUGUGCUGAGCAAGCACUGGACUUGCUUCCCCUGCCAUGUGUAGACGUUCCAGGAAGACUUGCUCUCUUUUACAUCCUCAGCCACUUU
Molecule: messenger RNA, 10706 nt
Organism: Coregonus sp. 'balchen'
Lineage: Eukaryota; Metazoa; Chordata; Actinopteri; Salmoniformes; Salmonidae
Source: the annotation of a GenBank genome assembly